Molecule: messenger RNA, 1887 nt
Organism: Filobasidium floriforme
Lineage: Eukaryota; Fungi; Basidiomycota; Tremellomycetes; Filobasidiales; Filobasidiaceae
Product: major facilitator superfamily domain-containing protein
Exons: 13
Coding region: 190-1764 (524 amino acids)
Biological process (GO): transmembrane transport
Cellular component (GO): fungal-type vacuole membrane
Molecular function (GO): transmembrane transporter activity
Source: RefSeq, a predicted model, not a curated record
UUAUUUCCAAGCCGGAACAAAUUAUGACGAUAUCCAAUAAACUUUGGUCCGGAUUUCCGAGUCAGAGCCGAAUCUUGAGGAUAUCUAGUUUCAAGCCUUUCGAACACUUGCAACUAGAUCUGACUCUCAGAGCUCGUCCCGGAUGGGGUGUAACAAGAUACAAAUUCAUAAUAUCGCUUAUAAUCCAGGAUGAACGACCCAGACGAUUCCAAAAAGCUCAAGCAGCUCGGCCCAGAGAUAACGUUCGGAGACGACAGCCUGAACCCUUCGGUAGUAGACCUACCCUAUGCCUACGACCAAGAUCGCAACAAAUCUACUCGGAGCACGGCAAACGAUGUCUACAGCUCUAGUGGUGGGAUCGAGAUGACCUCGUUCCGUCGGCCGUCGGCAGCCGCCGCCUCGGAACGAGAACGCUUCAGGAGGUUCUCUCAACUCAGCUCGAGUGGAGCCAGGCCCGAGGUGGAAUCGCAACAGACGCCGUCUAUACGGGAAUCCAUUUCUAGGAUAGAAGAGGAGCCUACCGGAGCUGAUGCUAUAGAUAGGGGUACUGUCGAUGGCGGUUUCGGUUGGGUUAUCGUGGCCUGCACCUUCACCAUCGCUUUCCACUUUCUGGGAUUCUUGUUCAGUUGGGGUGUGAUCCAAUCGGCCCUCCUCGAACAGGGUCUGGCUAGCACCAGGCUGCUCAGUAUAAUCGGUGGAGUCGCAACCUUUUGGAAUGCAGCUGGAUGUUUCCCCGCCGAACGCCUCGUCAGACGUUUCGGCAGACGGGCAAUAGGCUUGACAGGCGUCUCGAUGCACGCAUUCGCCUGCAUCGUCUCGAGCUUUUGUCCGCGCAGCUACGCGGGGUUGCUCAUCCUGCAAGGGUUGAUUCAGGGAUUCGCCUGCGCCAUGCAGUUCAUGACGGUCUACCCGUUGCCGGCAACGUGGUUCUUGCGGAAACGAGGGAUUGCCAUCGGGAUUACAUCCUGCGGUGGUGGCUUAGGAGGUGCCGCAUGGUCCGUGAUCGUCGAAAAGGUCAUUCAGAAGUAUGGGCUGCCUUGGGCGUUCCGAGUCAUGGGUCUGAGCUUGCUGGUGGCGGGACUCCCCGCUGCAUGGAUUCUGCGAGAUGGACCGAUUCGAUAUCAACGUCAACCUCAUCAGACUGUGAACGAGCCCAGCUUGUUACGCUCGAGACCGUUUCAAUGGUUUAUGGGCGCUUGUUUGGUGGUUUCGUACCCGUUCUUCAUUCCCGCCUUUUUUAUCCCACAGUACACCGUUUCUGUCGGAUAUGGCUCUGGCACAGGUGCCCUGUUCGGAGCUGUCUACAACUUGGCUUCGGGAGCUGGACGUAUCGGGUUCGGGGUACUGGCGGAUCUGGUUGUUGGCAGCCUUACCGCUUGGAUAAUCGCCUUGUUCUGCAUCGCGCUCAGCACACUGACGAUCUGGCCGUUUGCCACCGCUCAGGGAGCCAUCGUGAUCUUCACCAUCAUCGUCGGGAUGGGCUCGGGCGGCUUCUUUUCGUUGCAAGGAUCGAUCGUCGGCCAACUCGUCGGUUCUCACCGGAUCGACAAGGCCAUCGGCAUCAUCGAGCUGAUCGAAAGCGUCGGGUUCUUCGCUGGUCCCGUCACUGCCGGUCUGUUACUAGACGCCUUUGGUGGUCCUGAAGCGGGGCCUGCUGCGUAUCGACCUGCGAUGUGGCUCGUUGGGGGAACGUCUGCGCUGGCCGUAGUGAUGGCCAUCAGGAUGCGAUGGUUGUACGAUCCCAAAGUUUUUGUCAAGGCGUAGUCGCGCCCUACAUUCAUUAUCCUCACAUGCAAAUGCACAUUUUUCUACUUCUAUGUGUUGGGUAUACAAUCAGGCCUCGUUUCGACGACACCUAUGCCUGCGCUUUCAAGUCCUUGAUAUGCU